AUGAGGUCAUUAGCAAUCCUUGCGGGCUCCCUGGUGGCUGCCUCGCAACUGUUUGGCUCCGGAUCUGCCCUCACGCCAGACCGCGUUCAUCUCGCUGCCCAUAAAGUUGUUCGUGAGGACAAGACUCCUACUCAGACACCUGUUGAGGACCCCAAAACCGAUGUCAUCACCUCCCAAGGGUGCUUCUCGUCGACGGGCAAUAUGACCUUACAGAAGAUGGACCCGACCUCGGUUUCGACCGGUAGCUGCCGGCUGGCGUGCGAAGAUGAUUUUCUAGCGUUCGGCGUGACGGGUCAGGAAUGCUAUUGCGGCAACGAGUAUCCAGAGGAAGAUGCCCUUUCAGCUGACAAGAAUUGCAACCAUCCUUGCCCAGCUUACCCCCUCGAGGUCUGUGGCGGUAUUAAGAAGCCUGGAUAUAUAUCGGUUUUCAACCUUGGCAAGCAGCUGAUCCUGGACAACUACACACCCGAGGACAAGAACAAGGACAAGAGCGAUGACAAGUCCAAGUCCACUUCCUCAACUACUGCUGCCGCCGCCUCCACGGCUACCUCAGGCCCCAAGGAGAGCGCAUCUCAAACCGAGGCACCCCAAAAGGAAAAUAAGGACGACGGCGGCCCUAGCGUUGCUGGCAUUGUGGCCGGCUCCGUCGUUGGAGUCCUUGCUAUUGCUGGUGGAGCUUUGGGCGUGUGGUUCUUCAUGCGGCGCAGACGCAACACUGAGAUUGAAGAAGAGCAUCGUCGUAAUGCAGCCGUCAAUGCCUUCAUCAGUGGCUCCAAGCCCCCUGGUAGCAGCGGAAGCAUUUCCAUGACUGAUUCACGCCUGGAGCCUGGCUUGGCUCACCGUCGACUCAGUGAUGGCAGCAUUGCCGACAACGAAGACUAUUCCCGCAAAAUCCUCAGGGUUACCAACGCGUGA
Messenger RNA from Emericellopsis atlantica, 915 nucleotides. RefSeq lists its product as uncharacterized. Lineage: Eukaryota; Fungi; Ascomycota; Sordariomycetes; Hypocreales; Bionectriaceae. Gene Ontology annotation, cellular component: plasma membrane. The record is from RefSeq and is a predicted model, not a curated record. The transcript is spliced from 2 exons. The coding region runs from base 1 to 915 and encodes 304 amino acids.